CCCGGAAGCAACGGCGUUUCGAAAAUGGCGAUCCAUAUAAGCCGCAGCCCAAAAAGACGAAAGUAGCGCAUUUUAAGUCUAAAUCGAGCUCUGACAGGAACUUAAUGAUGAGUUUAUAACGGAGAAUAUCAUCUAAUGUCAGGAUGAACAGCGUUAGCAUGGCACAAAAGGACGGGAUGACGGCAGACUCUUACACCGACAACCUCAUUGGCACAUUAUUAGCUAUCUUUGGGAACCUGUUGGUCAGCAUCUCAGUCAGCAUUCAGAAACAAAGUCAUGUGACUCUGGCUGGAAAUAAAGACCCAAGGCAAUAUUACUACACUAAAACCUGGUGGUUAGGCCUGGUGUUGAUGGUUCUGGGCGAGGGAUCUCUUUUUGUGUCUUAUGCAUUUGCGCCGCUCUCUCUUAUAGCCCCUCUCAAUGCCGUGUCUAUAAUAUCUAGCUCCAUCUUAGGUUUUCUGUUUUUGCGGGAAAAAUGGAAGGCACAAGAAUUCUUGAAGCGCUACAUUUUGACUUUCCUGGGCUGUGCUUUGACUGCGGGCGGUACUUACCUCUUUGUGACAUUUGGGCCAAACACUCAUGAGAAACUGAAUGCAGAGAACAUAGUAAAACAUGUUAUCUCCUGGCCUAUCCUCUUAUACUUGCUUCUAGGGAUCAUUGCAUUCUGUCUGGUGCUGUAUUAUUACAAACAGCGGAACGCAAACUACCUUGUCCUGAUUCUGCUACUGGUGGCACUACUUGGUUCAGUGACUGUAAUCACAGUGAAGGCGGUUUCAGGGAUGAUUGUGCUUAGCAUUGUGGGUCCUCUACAGCUGUCAUAUCCCAUAUUCUAUGUCAUGUUCGUCUGCAUGAUUGCUACAAUUGUCUUCCAAGCAUCAUUUUUAGCUCAGGCAUCUCACCUGUAUGAUUCCUCGCUCAUUGCCUGUGUGAAUUACAUCUUCUGUACAACAUUUGCAAUUGGGGGAGGAGCUGUAUUUUAUCAGGAAUUCAACCAUGAAGAUGUCUUGCACAUAUGCAUGUUUCUAUUGGGAUGUGCUAUUUGCUUUCUUGGAGUGUUCCUAAUCACCAAAAACAAGAGGAAAGCCAAAUCCUUUGAGCCGUAUGUCACUAUGGACAUGGCGAAAGGAAUUCCUACCAUUCAUAACAAAGGCUGGGCUGUGCAGCCUGAUUAUAAUGGCUCGUUUUCCUACGGCGCGCUGGAAAACAACGACAACGUGGCUCCUGUGGCGCUUCCAGUGAACCAUGAGCAGUCCGUCUCUCCUGGCCCUGUUAGCUCAUACCAACCCUCAGAACUGAAGAAAGACUGAACCCGAAGUGCAAUUAAUGAUACUCUGUUUAGCCGUUACUGGUUCGACAGCACUUUUAAAACAGCAGAGGUCUGAAACACUGGAUCAUUUCAGAACUGUAUUUCUCUAGACUGAUCCUGAGUCAGGAAAGCAAGCUCUAAUCGGCUUAUGCUAGAAUGCAAAUAAGGACUUUCCUUGGUGGCGUUGAGUUCAACCAUGAGAGAUAUUGGCAUGUUGUUAUUAUAUGACACUCAUAUCUGCACUUAUGCCUCACUGACAUUGAUCACUCCUGGUUUCCAAUAGUUACAAAGCUAAUAGUACUACCCUAAGAUGCUAAAUAUACCUCAGAAGAUGUUUUGGAUUCUGCUACUGCUUUGUACUAGAGAUACUGCAGCCGGUCCAGCUUUAAAGGCCAAAGACUUAUGUAGACCAAUGUACAUUACACAUUUCCUUGCUAGAUACUGUAUAUACAUUUGGUACUGGCUCAAAAUCACAUACAAACUCAUACAUUUCUCAUUUUGCUCAAGUCUUAGGGGUUGAAUGUAAGGUAUUAUUUAUUCCCUGUGCCUGUCUAAAGCAUACUAAAUAGGUUUUCUGUACAAAUAUUUAUGUUUAUGGGUAAUACCCCAGCAAGCGUUUUUCGUUUUUAAAACAUGUCUAAUAGACGUCUAAACAUAGUCGUCUUGGCUAAAACAAGGCUAAAUUUGGGAUGUCAGUAGGCCAAAACUAGACAAGUCAUCAAAUAAACAAAAAAGGAAUACCUACACAAAUAAAGUCUGUCUACUUGACGACUAGUCUAGUUUUGGGCUAUUCUUAGAUGUCUAUUAGAUUUUCACUGACAGCCCAAGUUUAGCCUUGUUUUAGCCAAGCUGUCUACGUUUAGAUGUCUAUUAGACACAAAUUUGUUUGCUGGGACUUUGAAGAUCGGGAUACUUCGGGUGGUUAAACUAUACAGAUGCCUUCUGUAAAGCUUUAGGAAACACUGGUGGAUGUUUUGUAAAUACCAUUGCUAUGACUGGUUAAAUAUUUUAUCAUUGAUUUGGUUUGUGGCCAGUUUUCAUUAUUUAAUAAGUAAUCAUUAAUGCUGUAUUUCACCAUUGACGAGACUUUUUUUUGAGAAAUAAUGGAAAACUUGACUGUCUAAUCUGCGUCAACACACUGAGUUAUGUUCAAGUGCAAUUACUGCUGUGUUAAAAGAAAUGUUAAUGGAUUUAAUGUUAACAGCGAUUGUUUUAAGAAUCCCUUUUCCUUUUUUAUACUAUAACCAUUUCACAAUGACAAUCAUAAUGUCUAUAACCAAAAUAAAUAAUGAAGUAAGAAUUAUGGAAAAA
Messenger RNA from Danio aesculapii, 2617 nucleotides. RefSeq names its product NIPA like domain containing 3 (gene nipal3). Lineage: Eukaryota; Metazoa; Chordata; Actinopteri; Cypriniformes; Danionidae. Gene Ontology annotation, cellular component: membrane. The record is from RefSeq and is a predicted model, not a curated record. Gene Ontology annotation, molecular function: magnesium ion transmembrane transporter activity. Gene Ontology annotation, biological process: magnesium ion transport. The coding region runs from base 144 to 1307 and encodes 387 amino acids. The transcript has 11 exons.